Messenger RNA from Trametes versicolor FP-101664 SS1, 522 nucleotides. RefSeq lists its product as uncharacterized. The transcript is spliced from 2 exons. The coding region runs from base 56 to 487 and encodes 143 amino acids. NCBI's taxonomy places the organism in Eukaryota, Fungi, Basidiomycota, Agaricomycetes, Polyporales, Polyporaceae. The record is from RefSeq and is a predicted model, not a curated record.
CUCCUCGUCUUCUACCGCUGCGGUCUGCAAGAACACACAUCUUCCUUGAGUCACUAUGUGGUCGACGAGAGAUGCUUCCGCGUCUUCUGCUCUUCGGCCAGGCGCGCGCGAGUCGCCGGAUGCAGCAGCGCCAUGUACAACGAAGAAGUUACCUGAACCCUCCACGGGCUCCUUGUCUGCGGCAUUAAACAUUGCUCGCCCCCCGCUAAUUAUACCCCAGCCAUCCAGCUAUCGAGGCCCAGGAGGUGUAUAUCUUUCCCGCCGUCGACGGCCCGCGAGAUGCAGCCGGUGUCGUAAUUGGAUCAUAUAUGGGCAACCGUCCACGCUAGCGCGGUCGAUCUGUCAUCGCACGUCAAGGAGAAGAAGCGCGAUGUCCUCUAUCGUGCGGCUAGCACGGAGUAUCGUCUCAUUGUCAGAGGGCUGGUGGCGCCCCCUCGCACUGGCUGGCCGUCAGGGAGGCGACACUAAUGAUGCGGGCUCUACUUGAGUUCUGUACGUUCGGUGAUGCAGUGCGUCUAUGGA